UUUGAUAUGUAUUUAAUUUAUGUCCAGUAAACGAAUACUUAAAGAAUUUCGAGGAUGGCAAGCGGUAGAAAUAAUGACCAUUUCUGCCCCCAGGAUCAUCCAGUCAGAAGUGCUCCUCCGAAGUACCACCACCAGUGUGCCAUGACAGGCCAAGAUACCAAUUAUGAAAGAGGCUGUGACCUGAAAAAACGGAAACUAUAUGAUCAAGCUCUUAAAGCAUUUUUCGAGUGUAUAGAAAACGAAAAUGUUAGUUCGUCGAUGUUAUACCUUUAUUGGCUGUCAGAACUAGUUGAAAAGUGCAAAGAGGAAGUUAUGAACACUCUAGAAUUCCCAGAUCUCAAGGAAAUUUCCCCUGAUGUAACACUUUCAAUUCAUCCUUCCUUUUGGAAAAGAACAAUUCUUGAACUUCAGGAUUCAAAUCGUUGGAGAGUGAUAUUUUUCCUAUUAAAUGGGGGUGGAAAUAAGUUUGUGUAUGGCAUGGGUGGUCUUGCCACAGGCUGCAGUGUAUAUCAAGUUUCAAUUUUAAGGUGUCUAAAAUCAGGAACUAAGAAUGUGGAGAAGAUUGAAGUUGUCAAAGCUCUACUGAAGAAUGGAGCAAACCCAAAUGGAUUACUAGGUGAAGAUGAAUCUCCGGUUAAAUAUUGUCUUCGAGUCCCGAAAUAUGAACACUAUCUGAUUAUUACUGCAUUGAUAAGAAAUGAAGCAAGACCAGAAGAUCUGAUUGAAGUUCGUGGUGAUAGUCCUUUACACUCUGGUCUUAGAAUAUGUUUGAAAUAUAAAGAUAAGAAAAUGGAUCUUCUGAAUGUCCUCUUGGAUAAAUACAGUAAAACAAUGAAUUACCGCUAUCUGGAUCCAACAUCUACAAAUACGCACGACGCCGAUUCACUGUUUCAUAUUGCACUUAAUGAGAGCGAUGGUGUUGUUUCUUUGGAGGCUGUGAAGUUCCUAUCUAGAAACAAAGUGAACCCGUACCUGAAAAAUAAGGCUGGUAAAAUACCAAUCACACAAAUUAAAAGAAGCGACCGAAGAUAUCAAUUCCUGGAGGAGGCAGCACGGUACUAUCCACACAGUGCACUUGUAAAUGUUUCUCCGUUAGAACCUCCGGAUUCAAUACAGAAAUUUAAACAUGAUAAAAGAGAAACAUCCCUAUGGCAUGCUAGAGGCACAUAUGGAUUGAGAGCAAACAUUGCUAGACUAAUUAACGAUGUUCUACCAGUAAUCAGGCAAAAUUCAAAACACUCUACGAGACAACAGAGUGAGAUGGAAGACGAUGACGAAAGUAGAAAAGCUGAAAAGAAACGGAGAAGUGGAGAGCCUCUGGAUUUACAAGAAACAGAUUCUACCAUUUUUGACAAUCUACCAUGGGAAAUUGAAUGUACUGAAAAAGUUUGGAAAUUCCUGAGAAACAGGCAUGUUCCAGAAAAAAUUAAGAAGGCAGUGAUCAACAAGAUACGCCGUCUUGGGGAAGGAAACUGGUCAAAAAGCCUUGCAAUACCAGUCUCAUGUAAAACAGUUGAUCACAAGAUAUACAUGGCAAAAGUAACCAGUGGAGGAAGAAUCCUCUGGCAGAAGGCUAUUGUUUUUUCGCCGGAACACAGUGUUGUUCAUUCGGAAGGAAGACUAACAGGGGUAGCGAGUGGCCGUAUUUACACUGAUGCCAUUCGUGUAUGGAAUGUGGUUCUCGACAAUGAUAACGUACAGCGAGAAAUUCAACUGAUUGUGAAAUCUGUUGAUCGUGGCCAUACAUGUAUUAUCCAGAAGAAACUGAAAUGCAUCAAGGACAAAUCAAUUGGACAAGAGACGCAAAGUGUGUACGAAGAAGAUAUUUCCGAAGAUGAAUCGGAAAUGCCAAGCAAAAAACCAUAUUUUUUCCCUCCAGCAAAUUCAAACGAAUUGGAAUACAAUGUAGUGAAGUUCUACAGCUUUAGUGCAAGUCUUGUAAAUAAAAUCUUCCAAGACAGCAGAACACGAGUCGAUUUCCCAUUCCGUGUAACAGAGAAAGAACAUGCCAUCAUUCACAUUAACCCACAGCCACCAUGUUCUAUUUUACUUCUUGGACGCAGUGGUACAGGAAAGACAACAUGUUGUCUUUACCGACUUUGGUCAUCCUUUGUGGCAUAUUGGAACAACGCUGCAGGUGAUGGUAAUCCACGGAUUCCACGUGAUUUGAUUCUCCAUCAUUCAAAAGAAUCCGCAUAUAAGACAUUAUUAGAAGGCAAAACCAAUAAGUCAGCGAUGAUGCAUACUGAUGUUUUUGAAGGAGCUGCGUCAAAUCAAGAUGGUACUGAGAACAAAAACGAAGUCUAUGAUCACCUUCAUCAGCUAUUCAUCACCAAAAACCGAGUCUUGUGUAGUGAAGUGCGGAAGAAUUUCCGUGAAUUUGCACAUGGUUGUAAUGUGGCAUCUCACUACAUAAAAGCUGAAAAUCAACAGCAUCCACAUCGUCUUCAAGACGCUCCUACAGCAGCCUUCCCAUACUUUCUCAACUCCAAAGAAUUUUUGUUAAUGCUUGAUGCGUCUCUACCGGGCAGACCCUUCUUCGAACGCAAGCCUGACGGCUCACUUAAAAAGAACAUACGAGGAUGGCAAGGGGACGAUGAUCAGCAACUACCUCUUGCAAUGAUACAGGACGACUCGGAUAGUGAUGAUGAAGAUAGCGAAGAGGAUAUAAGAGAAUUUGAUCCUGAUAUUGAGGAGAAAGUACAAAGAGAAAAGGCCAAGUAUGAUGUCCGACGUGAAGUAACUUAUGAGGUGUUCGCAAGUCAUUUUUGGACAAAGAUCAACAAGAAAAGAUUGAACUAUCAUCCAACCUUGGUAUGGAUAGAAUUCAGAUCUUUCAUUAAAGGCUCAAUAGAAGCGCUACACACAGUGAAUGGAAUGCUGAAUUUAGAAGACUACCAGAAAAUAGGCAAGAAGAGGGCAACAAAUUUUACUGGUGAUCGAAGUGAGGUUUUUGAGCUUUUCAAAAACUACGAACAUAUGAAGAGGCAACACAUGUACUUUGAUGAGGCUGAUGUGGUAUUCAACAUCUACAGACGGCUGCAGGAUGUGGAGGUACCAGAUUGGGCAAUUCACCAGAUUUAUGUUGAUGAAACACAAGACUUCACCCAAGCCGAGCUUGCCUUGCUAAUCCGAUGCUGUAGCGAUCCGAAUGCACUCUUUCUAACUGGGGAUACAGCUCAAAGUAUUAUGCGCGGUAUUGCCUUCCGAUUUGAGGAUAUCAAAUCUCUCUUCCACUACGCUAGAAGUUCUAUGAAGACAUUAGGUAAACGCCCUUAUGUGACAGUGCCUAAGACGAUUUAUCAACUGACCCAUAACUACAGAUCUCAUGCUGGAAUCUUGGAGUUGGCAGCUAGCGUAGUGGAUCUCCUCGUUUUUUUCUUUCCGAAUUCUUUUGAUCAACUUAAGCGUGAUCAAGGACUUUUUAAUGGACCUAAACCAAUAUUACUGGAUUCUUGUAGCAUCAGGGAUUUAGCUGUGAUUCUUCGUGGAAACAAACGGACGACAACAAAAAUAGAGUUCGGAGCUAACCAGGUUGUUCUUGUUGCAAACGAGCAGACGAAAGAACAGUUACCAAAGGAACUUAAGCAAGCAUUGUGCCUGACAAUAUUUGAGGCCAAGGGACUAGAAUUUGAUGACGUCAUGAUCUAUAAUUUCUUCACCGAUUCACCGAGCAAAGUCUUUGUAACCUCUAAUGCUAGGUUGAAAGCUAAGCAAGUAAAGGUUUACGGAGCAGAACGUAGUAUAUCAGAGCAACAAUCCUCCAAAUCUACAUUCAAAACUGAACAUAUUCCAAGUGUAGGCAUAUAUGGAGAAAAAUAUGGCAUAUUAUUAGAUCAAGGUCAAUCCUGUGAUGCUACAUUCAAAACUAACAAAUGUGUAAGUGUAGGCCUACAGGAGACAGAGCGUGAUAUAUCAAGACAGAGUCAAUCUACAAAUAGGCCUAUGGCAAGGGCAUAUGGAGCACAACAUAGCAAAUCAGAUCAAAGUCAAUCCUCAGAUCCUACAUUCAUUUCAUAUUCGUCGAAAGAAGAUUUUGAAAAACGAGGGGACUACUUUUCUAAUAAUGGUGUUUGGGAGCUUGCUGUCGAUUGCUACAUACGAGCAGGAAAUAAUAAAAAAGCAUGGAAGGCUAAAGCAAAUUAUAGUGCAAACGAAGCAGUGAAAUUGAAAGGAAAAAAUGAGAUAAAGAAGAACGAAUGGAUUUUGGACGCGGCCUUCAGUUUUAUGCAUUGCGGUAUGUACAAUGAGGCGGCCCGGUGCCUCUUUAGUGCAAAGGAAUAUGAAUACUCCGCUCAGCUGUUUGAAAAAAUUGGUGAUGUUGUUGGAGCUGCCAAGAUCUAUGAUAAGCGAUUGAAAAUUAAGGACUUUUACGACGAUGCCAGUCGCUGCCACGAAAAGUGCGGCAACUACGCAAAGGCAGUAGAGGUCUUGAAAGAUCAUAAAGAAUAUGACAAGGCUGCUGACGUCAUUGAACGUUUUGAACAAUUGCUCGACAGUGCAGAAUUGCCUGAGAAUUUCGAAGAACCACCAGAUAUUUUCGAUACAUGUUGUCGCCAAGCAGCCGAGCAUCACUACCAACAUCAAUCCUAUAACGAAAUGUUAGCUGCAUUGGACCGAUUACCUAAUGUAGAUGAUCGAAUAACUUUUCUGAAACUUCAUAAACAGCACCUCUAUGCUGCCGAAAUCCUUAAAAGUAAAGGUAGGCUAACAGAAGCUGCAGAAUGUCACCUCAAGUUAGGAAAACAGAAAUUACGACAACUAGGAGUUUUUGGAGCUCAUGACAACGUUAACCCAAAUUACGAUUUCCGUUUUAAAUUACCUUGGAAUACGCCGAGAGAUGUUUCAUCUUUAAAAACUGAAGAACAAUAUGAUCUAGAACGAAAGGCACUUGAAGAAGAUAUCAAGAAACAGGCAAAGGAGUCACUGAGGCUAUUGAGCAUGAGCACAGAUCUACAGGAACGACUUUUUGGAGACUAUAAUUUUAUUCUUGCAAAGCUGAAUAAGAAUGUUUACGCACUGAAUGAUGCACAGCGGUACUUUCAUGAGGCCAACAGCGACGCUGGUCAAAUGGAGUGCAUUCAUUUGCGUAUAAGACUACAAGAUUCCGUGCCUAUCAGUAACAUAAUUAACUACCUUUCAAAAUUGCAUGACUUCAUUCAAGUCCUAAAACACUAUGAUGGCUCUAAAAAACAAACGAUAGUUGUCAAGUCAGCUGAGUACUUCUAUGACAUAGAUCUUGGAGCUAGUACUCAAGCCGAAGUGAAACAAAGUAGAGAUCAAUUUGAACACGCUCGUAUUAAAGUGGUGAGUAAUCAUUGUUUACCAAAGGCUGUGAUAUGGUUCAAGUUGGUUAAAGAAAAACUUGAAAAAAUCGAAAUGAAGACAAAGCAAUGGAAUUUAUACGCUGUUGGUAUUAGACCUUGCACUAAACAAGACAUUUUAAAGCUAGUGGAUUGUUACUUGUCAAUGAUCAGGCUUGUACACUGUGCAACAAAAUGGAAACCACUCAUUUUUGGUGAUUCAGGCACGGAAUUGCAAUCCGUAACAGAUGCAAUUAUCGAGUGGAAAUUCCAACCUUGCUCUAAAUUGUAUGAUCUCAUUUUCCCAUAUCAUUGUAAUCGACAUAUUUUGACAGAAAAUCAGGGAGUUAUCGAAGAUCUUUUAACAUUAGUUCGGCGAUCACCUGAAGUAAAGCUGAAAAUGACUGCCUGGGUUUUUAAUCUUUGUAAAUGUUUGGAUACCAAAGAAAAUAAAUAUGAUUCUAAUGUAUAUCUAAAGACUUUAAACGUCCACCGUCUGGUUAAUGAGGACCCACAUGUGACAAAGCAAUGGAAAACCUGGGGGAUGUCGUAUGAAUGCUGCCGUAUGGCUAACAACUUCAUGGACAAGGUUCUUGAGUACACUAAUAACCUUUAUGUUCGUGGUGACACAAUUGAAGCAAUAACCAGCUGCAUUACAUUUUUGGUAUUCAUUACUAAACAGCCUUCCAUACCGUUACUGCCAUCUAUUGCCAAUAUAUUAGCAAUAAUAGAACACGCUUUUUCAGUCGCAUGUGCAGUUACUGCUAAAACUCAACAGUGUGAAGUUUUUCUACCUGCCAGCUACCUUGGUCAGAUACAGUUUCAAGAUGAGCUAUGUAGAGCACCCAACCGCAAAUUCAAUUUUUACCAAGCACUGGAUUUGACAGACCACUCCAAACGUAAUCAGUUACUUGGACAAGUUCAAAACUUUGUGGAGAUGAUGGCUUAUGGUGGUGAGUUCCCUGGAUUCAAAAUCAUCUCAGACGCCUUUAAUUCAACAAAAUGCAUUGAGUCUGGUGAAGCACAGCGAAGUCUUAUCCUUGCGCUUGUAAUGUUGUGUAAUUAUAGAACUUUGUUAAGUAAUGAAAGCGCGUUUAAUCUCAGAUGCCAAAUAUUAACUAUUCAAACUGACCAACACUAUCCACCCAGACUAGCCAAAGCUGUGAAAGAUGUUAAAAAUGCAAAGACAUUGGAAGAUAUAUUAAAUGUUCUCCAAGAGCUUCUGUUGCAACGAGAAAAUGAGUCCCUGCUGACGUGUCUCUGGAGUUCACAGAGAUCUAAUAGAUACCACAAGUUGAACUAUAAGAAAGUAGUUCCAAAACAUUACAUGGAUUAUACAAUAAGUAGCCUAGCGGGUAUGCAUCCAGUUGUAAUAUCUGACCAUUGGCUAGUCGUUUAUAUGGAGGACUUAUCUCACAUUGAAGACCACUGGUGUGCAUUAUGUGAGAAAGAAUUGCAUCAUGAAGAAGAUGAGAAAGACCAAACACAGAUGCCGUCGGAUUCCUCUAAAGGUGAUGAACCAACUAACCUACAUAAUCCAAUGGAACAGCACGUCUUGUCGGAUGAACAUACUGAAAAUCAAAAAUUGUUUGAAGACUUCAAGCUAGAAAUUACAAACACAUUACCAGUCUUUGAAGAAACCUAUUUGCUGUAUAGAUGUCUACAAAAUUGUAGUCAUGAAGAUAAGGAUGUUUACUUUUCUCGCGUUAGAGAGGACCAAUGCCAAUUCGAGGAGACUGUCGAGGAGGUCAUGGAAGAACGUAGAUGGAAGGAGUUUGGAAAAAUAUACUUUGCUUGGUGGUCAUUUGAUAUGAGUGUUCGGGAUCUAAUGGAACAUUUCAAGCAACUAUAA
Anneissia japonica is the source of this 7155-nucleotide messenger RNA. Its product is annotated as TPR and ankyrin repeat-containing protein 1-like. Lineage: Eukaryota; Metazoa; Echinodermata; Crinoidea; Comatulida; Comatulidae. Gene Ontology annotation, molecular function: protein binding; ATP binding. The transcript has 28 exons. The record is from RefSeq and is a predicted model, not a curated record. The coding region runs from base 55 to 7155 and encodes 2366 amino acids.